Nerophis lumbriciformis (worm pipefish) is the source of this 2472-nucleotide messenger RNA. Lineage: Eukaryota; Metazoa; Chordata; Actinopteri; Syngnathiformes; Syngnathidae. The record is from RefSeq and is a predicted model, not a curated record.
AUGCCAGCUCCGAUCAGAUUGCGGGAGCUGAUCCGAACUAUCCGGACAGCGCGGACCCAAGCGGAGGAGCGCGAAAUGAUCCAGAAAGAAUGUGCUGCUAUCCGCUCAUCUUUUCGAGAAGAAGACAACACAUAUCGUUGCAGAAAUGUGGCUAAGCUCCUUUAUAUGCACAUGUUGGGCUACCCGGCGCACUUUGGGCAGCUUGAGUGCCUGAAGCUGAUUGCAUCCCAAAAGUUUACUGACAAGCGAAUAGGUUAUUUGGGCGCGAUGCUGCUCUUGGACGAGAGGCAGGACGUGCAUCUAUUAAUGACGAAUUGCAUUAAGAACGAUUUGAAUCACAGCACACAGUACGUCCAGGGACUGGCGUUGUGCACUUUGGGCUGUAUGGGCUCCUCAGAAAUGUGCCGUGACCUUGCGGGGGAGGUCGAGAAGCUGCUCAAAACAUCCAACUCUUACUUGAGAAAAAAGGCGGCGCUAUGUGCAGUUCACGUCAUCAGAAAGGUUCCUGAACUCAUGGAAAUGUUCCUUCCAGCCACAAAAAACCUGCUGAGCGAGAAGAACCAUGGUGUUCUCCAUACAUCCGUUGUCCUCCUUACUGAGAUGUGUGAGAGAAGUCCUGACAUGCUGUCUCACUUCAGAAAGAAUGAGAAGCUUGUUCCACAAUUGGUGAGAAUCCUAAAGAACCUAAUCAUGUCUGGAUACUCGCCGGAGCAUGAUGUUUCGGGCAUCAGCGAUCCUUUCCUACAGGUGCGGAUAUUGAGACUACUUCGAAUUUUAGGCAGGAGUGACGAUGACUCCAGUGAAGCUAUGAAUGACAUUCUUGCACAGGUUGCAACUAACACUGAGACAAGUAAAAAUGUGGGCAAUGCCAUUCUUUACGAGACUGUGCUGACCAUCAUGGAUAUCAAGUCAGAAAGUGGACUGAGGGUAUUGGCCAUUAAUAUAUUAGGUCGAUUCCUCCUUAAUAAUGACAAAAAUAUAAGAUAUGUGGCAUUGACAUCGCUAUUAAAGACGGUACAGACGGACCACAACGCUGUGCAGAGGCAUCGGAGUACAAUUGUGGAUUGCUUAAAAGACCUUGAUGUCUCUAUUAAAAGACGUGCAAUGGAAUUGAGCUUUGCCCUGGUGAACGGCAACAACAUCAGAGGCAUGAUGAAAGAGCUGCUCUACUUCCUGGACUCGUGCGACCCAGAAUUCAAAGCAGACUGCGCUUCAGGAGUCUUUCUAGCGGCAGAAAAGUAUGCCCCGUCAAAAAGAUGGCACAUAGACACCAUAAUGCGAGUUCUGACAACAGCAGGCAGUUAUGUGCGUGAUGACUCCGUGCCCAACCUUAUCCAGCUCAUCACAAACAGUGUCGAAAUGCACGCAUACACCGUGCAAAGACUUUAUAAAGCCCUUCUGGAUGACAUUUCACAGCAACCUCUUGUACAAGUGGCAUCCUGGUGCAUAGGAGAGUAUGGCGAUCUACUGGUUUCUGGACAAUGUGAAGAGGAGGAGCCCAUCCAGGUGAGUGAAGAUGAGGUUCUGGAUGUGCUGGAAGGGCUCCUCGUAUCUAAUCUUUCCUCGCCUGUAACUCGAGGCUAUUCUCUUACCGCCAUCAUGAAGCUGUCUACUCGCUUCAGCGGUGUCAAUCGAAUCAAGAAGGUGGUCUCAAUAUACGGAAGCAGCAUUGAUGUGGAACUGCAACAGAGAGCAGUGGAGUACAACGCACUUUUCAAGAAAUACGACCACAUGAGGCCAGCUCUCCUCGAGCGAAUGCCCAUAAUGGAAAAAGCAGCCACUAAUGGCCCCACAGAGAUCGUGCAGACAAAUGGAGAGACAGAACCUUCUGUUGGGGAACCCAAACAUCCACCACCUGUCAGUCAGCCAGCCAACCAGGCAAAUGAUUUAUUAGACCUGCUGGUUGGUAAUGAUGUGGUGCCAGUAAUCCAUACCACAGUGCCCCCGAAGCCUGCGUCAUCUGGAGGAGAACUCCUGGACCUGCUGGUUGAUAUCUCACUAAGUGGCGGUCCAACCCCUGCUCCUGCUCCCUCUGUCCCCGCCUCCCAACCCCCUUUUCUUCUGGAUGGCCUUUCCUCACAGCCCCUCUUUAAUGACAUUGCAGCUGCAGGUAUUCCCCCUAUGACGGCCUACAACAAGAAUGGCCUGAAAAUCGACUUCACGUUUGAGAGAGCGAACCCCAACCCCAACGUCGCCGUCAUCACCAUCCACGCUUCUAACUCCACAGAAGCAGACAUGACAGAUUUUGUUUUUCAGGCUGCAGUACCAAAGACAUUCCAGCUGCAGCUCCUGUCCCCCAGCAGUAAUGUCGUCCAAGCGCUCAACCAGGGAACCGUCACACAGGUCAUCAGAGUCCUCAACCCACAGAAACAACAACUGCGGAUGAGGAUCAAGCUGACGUACACCCACAAAGGCUCGCCUGUGCAAGACCUGGCCGAGGUCAAUAACUUCCCCCCUCAAUCGUGGCAGUGA